UCAAAUACAGUGCAGACAGAUAAAAUACAGAUACAAAUCUGUUAGCCGACAAUUACAGGAUCGUAAUUUCGAGAGAAAAGGUAGUGAAUACGAGGCUGGGAUGGCGCCUCAAAGGCCCCGAAGAUCUAGCCAGCUCAAGAUUGAUAUUGAAGGACUUCCUGAUGGGAACAGUCAUGUUAAUGUCAUGUGUUUUGAUCUAGUUUACUUCACCCGUCCAGCUCAGUUUAUUAUUUUAUCUUGUGCAUUAUUUUUUUUCUACCUUCUCUAUGGAUAUUUCCAGGAAUUAAUUUUUACCCUGCCUGGAUUUCGGGGAUAUGGUUGGUAUCUUACUCUCAUCCAGUUCUUCUACUAUUCUAUUUUUGGAAGGUUGGAGAUGAUGCUACGGAGAGAGACACGAAAGGUUCCUUUAAAAACCUAUGCUCUGCUGGCUAUUACCACUGUGGCUACCAUGGGGUUUUCUAAUGCAAGCUUGGAAUAUCUUAAUUAUCCUACCCAGGUUAUAUUUAAGUCCUGUAAACUGAUCCCAGUUCUGAUUGGCGGCAUUUUUAUACAAGGAAAACGCCCACGUGUUUUAGAUUUUGUAGCUGCUGGGUUCAUGUGCCUAGGCCUAAUAAUAUUCACACUGGCAGAUAGCCAGGUGUCUCCUGUGUUUGAAGUAACCGGAGUGGUAAUGAUCUCCUUGGCACUGUUAGCUGAUGCUAUCAUUGGAAAUGUCCAGGAGAAAACAAUGAGGCAGUUUAAUGCCAGUAAUUCAGAGGUUGUACUGUACAGUUAUUCUAUUGGAUUUGUUUAUUUAUUCUUCCUUGUGGCCGUUUUUACAGAUAUUGCCUCUGCUAUUCACUACUGUUCCUACUAUCCUAAACAAACCUAUGGAUAUGCCUUUAUUUUCUCCCUCACAGGAUACUUAGGCAUUCAGAUUGUUCUUGGGCUAGUUCGGCAGUUUGGAGCAUUUCUAGCUGUUACAGUCACUACAUUUAGGUGUUAU
Messenger RNA from Eurytemora carolleeae, 985 nucleotides. It is a transcript of the gene Papst2, whose product is annotated as adenosine 3'-phospho 5'-phosphosulfate transporter 2. The annotation marks the transcript as partial. Gene Ontology annotation, cellular component: Golgi membrane; endoplasmic reticulum membrane. Gene Ontology annotation, molecular function: 3'-phosphoadenosine 5'-phosphosulfate transmembrane transporter activity. Lineage: Eukaryota; Metazoa; Arthropoda; Copepoda; Calanoida; Temoridae. The transcript has 13 exons. The record is from RefSeq and is a predicted model, not a curated record. Gene Ontology annotation, biological process: transmembrane transport.